AUGCCUAAAUUCAAAUUCAUGUGUCAUACUCCAGGACCAAUCACAAAACGGAGAAGAAGAGUUGCAAAUAUUCUUACUGUUAUUUGCUCACCAGUAGGUAUGGUUGCUGUAAAUGCAACGAUUAAACAACGAUUACUUAAUAAUCUUUUAUGGCAUUUAGGUUUGGUUCCAGGUAUAGUUCAUGGAUUAUUGCUUAUUCGUGAUUUACCUGAAUUAACAGAAUCUGAAAUCUUAGAGGAAGAAUAUGAUGAAUUAGUUCAACAAUUAGAAGAAGCUGAAGAUGUUCAACAAGCUUUCAAAGAUUUACAAUCAAUAUAUACCGAUUAUGAUGAUGAAACACUUAUUUGA
Molecule: messenger RNA, 348 nt
Organism: Scheffersomyces coipomensis
Lineage: Eukaryota; Fungi; Ascomycota; Pichiomycetes; Serinales; Debaryomycetaceae
Exons: 1
Coding region: 1-348 (115 amino acids)
Cellular component (GO): membrane
Source: RefSeq, a predicted model, not a curated record